GCGUCUUUCAGAAGAGCAAAUGUGUUUUGCUUCGUUUGAUUCUGCGAUCAAUCAUCCGCUAGGAGUUCCGACGAGCUGACUGAAUUAUGGAAAGCGAUGAUACGAGCGUACCAAUGCUGGGUUCACAGACCACCAGCAGCAGCCGCGGUCGAGUGUCCCUUCUCAAAGUGCGACAUGUCUCAAUUAUUGCAAGUCUACUACCAGCAUCAGCUUUAAUAAUAUGUGUUCUAACCUCUCUUCACAUGCAUUUCUAUCAGACUACAAACACACAUUGCAAAGUGAAGAACUGGCUGCCCUCUUUAAGUGCCCUAGUUGCUCUCCGACCGGAAAAGUAUAUCUGGAAAACAGCAGUGGCGCUGCACUUCUGGCCCCGCGUGAUGAUGAUGGUUACGUAUUUUCAGUACAACAGAAUGAGAGAUAGUUCUUUCUGGUCAUGGCUGGUGGAAAUCAUUUUCUUCUUGGAGCUAACCUGCCUCACUGUAUUGACCUGUGUCACGAGUCUGGACAAUUUCAGAGUUCACAGAAACAGUUUUUUUGCUUUCAUUGCCUUUUCCACUCUUCACAUGGUAGUGAGAGUGCAUCAAAGCAGACGUCUUUUAAAAAGGAACUACAUGACGUUAACGCUAGUGAAAAGAAAACUAAUGAUUACUGUGCUUUACUUUGUAUCCGUUAUUCUAGCUGCCCUAAUGUACAUCAUGCAUAAUACAUUAUGUAUUGCAGGGUUCUAUACCUUAUUUGCUUUAUGUGAAUACAUAGUUGUCAUUAUAAAUUUGACCUUUCAUAAUUUAGUGGCCUCUAAUUUCUCAGAUCAUCUUUUAUUUAUAAAACCUGGUGAGCUAUUCGCCAUAUCUGCUUAGAAGUCGGAUCGGAUCUCGUUAACAUUUCCCACUGAGAUUCAUAAUGAAGUUUUCGACCAUUUAAUUGUUAAACCUUGCAAAUUUUGUACCUUGUUCUCCAUGUUUUGCUAGGGGGUGAAUCGGUAUAGCUAACAAGAUCCGGCCGAUCAAUGCAUGGCAAUAUAUCUAUGUUUUUCGCAAUGUUCUGACCACUUCACAAAGUGGGAAGGAGUGUUUUUUUUUGCACGCAGGGUUUCUAUCAUUCAAGGGUAAAAGACUAAUUG
Symsagittifera roscoffensis is the source of this 1120-nucleotide messenger RNA. Its product is annotated as post-GPI attachment to proteins factor 2-like. The coding region runs from base 87 to 857 and encodes 256 amino acids. Gene Ontology annotation, cellular component: endoplasmic reticulum membrane; Golgi membrane. Gene Ontology annotation, biological process: GPI anchor biosynthetic process. The transcript is spliced from 2 exons. The record is from RefSeq and is a predicted model, not a curated record. NCBI's taxonomy places the organism in Eukaryota, Metazoa, Xenacoelomorpha, Acoela, Convolutidae.